CGCACAACGAUACUUUGUAUUGUGUUACUGGGAUUUUGCAUGAUUUGGAUGCUAACUCAAUUUUGGAGCUAAGAAAAGGAGAGUCCAUGAGUUACAAAGAGUACUUCAAAAGUCGGCAUGAGAUCGACUUAGUCUAUGAGAGAGAAGCACUUCUUAAUGCAAAAUAUUUACCUAAGAUGCGAAAUUACCUUAAAAAGAGCAGUGCCGAGAAAGGAAAAGAACCAAGUGGCGCUUCGCUACAGUUGCCUCCGGAGCUUUGUUCUAUAUUAAUGUCUCCAAUUCCACAUGGUUUAUAUUAUUCUUUC
Messenger RNA from Cuscuta epithymum, 305 nucleotides. Lineage: Eukaryota; Viridiplantae; Streptophyta; Magnoliopsida; Solanales; Convolvulaceae. The record is from the annotation of a GenBank genome assembly.